UAGAAAAAGUUUUCCUUUUCUAUUAUUCAAUGUGGUUAGGCAGAGCGGGAAAGGACAAGCUGCACCACCACCUUAUAACUGCAUCAUAAAAAUAGCACCCUUUCAAAAUAUAAUUAACCAAAUUGGGUAUAACGAACUGACGUUAAAUCUAGUACCAUAUAUACGGGUCACCUCUAUAGUGAAAUUGGAAAAAGGAAAAGCUAUAUAAGAGAAAGAAGUAGGAAAAGUGCAGGCAUCCUGUUAUUCGUGUCCCCAUGUCUUCGCCAAUACAUGUCCUCUCGGUUUCAUUGUUGCUUCUAAUUGCAGUACUGCCUUAUGAUGCCAAUGCAUGGAAAAGUGGCGGUCAUGAUCACCAUGCAGCGCGAGCGACUUUGCCCAAGCACCAUAGGCCCAAGUUCAAGCCCGGCCCCUGGAAGCAGGCUUUUGCAACCUUCUACGAAGGCGGUUCCGGAACAUUCGGGGGAGCUUGUGGGUACGAAGACGUGGUGAGUGAAGGGUACGGGCUGGACAGUACAGCAGCACUAAGCACAGCUCUGUUCAAUAAUGGUCAGACAUGCGGAGCUUGUUAUGAACUCAAAUGUUGGAAUGACCCUCAAUGGUGCAAUCUGGGUGCCCCUUCUCUCUUCGUCACUGCCACCAACCACUGCCCUCCUAACUACAAUCUAGCAAGUGACAACGGAGGCUGGUGCAACCCUCCUCGUGAGCAUUUCGAUCUUGCAAAGCCUGCUUUCCUCAAGAUUGUGCAGUCGUACACGGCUGGCAUCAUUCCUGUCCAAUACCGCAGGGUUCCAUGCAAGAAGCAAGGAGGCAUUCGAUUCACCAUAACGGGGAAUCCAUAUUUCAACCAAGUAUUAGUAUGGAAUGUGGGGGGUGCUGGAGAUGUGACGAGCUUGCAAGUGAAGGGUAACAAGAACCUUAAAUGGACAUUAAUGAAACGGAAUUGGGGACAGAAGUGGGAUACCGAUGCAAUGAUGGUAGGGGAAUCACUCACCUUCAGAGUUAGAGCAAGUGAUGGUAGAUACUCAACCUCUUGGCACGUUGCCCCCAAGACCUGGCAGUUCGGUCAGACUUUCGAAGGCAAAAACUUCAAGUAGCUGGCUAGCAAUGCAUAUAUAAAUAUAUACCUGUAUUGAUUAUAUAUUAAACCUCCUCUCUUCUCCUAGUCUCCUGAUCUCUCUCCAUCGCUAGCUAGCUGCAUGCUACUUAAUACUCUUGUCUAGAUGAUCUGCAGCUCAAGCUUCUUGCUUGCUUUAUAAACUUGAUCAGUCUAGUCUUUGACCACAUCUUGUAUGAUGUUAUUAUGUAUAUCACUUUGAAAAGGACGGCUAAGCAAUUAAGCCGACCUAUUAAU
Messenger RNA from Juglans microcarpa x Juglans regia, 1351 nucleotides. Its product is annotated as expansin-A4-like. Gene Ontology annotation, biological process: plant-type cell wall organization. Gene Ontology annotation, cellular component: extracellular region. The transcript is spliced from 3 exons. Lineage: Eukaryota; Viridiplantae; Streptophyta; Magnoliopsida; Fagales; Juglandaceae. The record is from RefSeq and is a predicted model, not a curated record. Bases 255 to 1094 code for a protein of 279 amino acids.